AAUAACCAAAGGAAGUUUGUUAAAACAAAGAAAAUAAUUGCAACCUAUGACCUGGAUUAAAAGAUAAUAAAGGAUUCAAUACGGAUUAACCUAGGGUAUAAAAUACCGAGUGUACUCUCAAUUCAAUCAUCAAUAUUGCACUAAGUCAAAAAGGAAGAGAUUAAACUGAAGAUGUCUCAAUGCAUAAUUAACAAAAACUUCCUUCAAAACGGUAUCCAGAAAUUAGAGAAAAUCAAUUCUAAUCAAACUAAAGAUGUUAUUGAGAGAGAAAAAAAAUUUGGUGCUCACAAUUAUGAUCCAAUUCCAGUUGCUUUAACAAAAGGAAAAGGUGUUUUUGUAUGGGAUGUCGAAGGAAAAAAAUAUUACGAUUUUUUGAGUGCUUAUUCAGCGGUAAAUCAAGGACAUUGUCACCCGAAAAUAACGGAAGCUGUUAAAAAACAAGUUGAUACAUUAACAUUAACUUCGAGGGCUUUUUUUACCGACGCUUUGGGUGAAUACGCCGAGUUUAUAACAAAACUUUUUGGAUAUGACAAAAUUCUCCCGAUAAAUAGUGGGGUUGAAGCCGGCGAAACCGCUUGUAAAAUAGCGAGGAAAUGGGGUUACUUAAAGAAGAAGAUUCCAAACGAUCAAGCAAAAAUUGUUUUUGUCGAAGGAAAUUAUUGGGGAAGAACAAUGUCAGCGAUUUCAUCAUCAACCGAUCCAACUUGUCGGGAUUGUUAUGGUCCUUUCAUGCCUGGAUUUAUUGUUAUUCCAUACGAUGAUGAAGAAGUUUUAGAAGAAACUUUAAAAAAUGAUCCGAAUAUUUGUGCUUUUAUGGUUGAGCCGAUUCAAGGUGAAGCUGGAAUCGUCGUCCCUAAACCGGGUUAUUUAAAAAAAGUUAGAGAAAUUUGUACGAAAUACAACGUUUUAUGGAUUGAUGAUGAAGUCCAAACUGGUUUGGGGAGAACUGGAAAAUUAUUGGCGGUUUACCACGAAAAUGUUCGCCCGGAUAUAGUUUGUUUAGGAAAAGCUUUAUCAGGAGGAAUGAUGGCCAUUUCUGCGGUUCUCGCAGACGAUGAAACCAUGCUUUGUAUAAAACCAGGUGAGCAUGGCUCAACUUACGGCGGGAAUCCCUUGGCUUGUAAAGUUGCAACGGCUGCUUUAAAAGUUAUUUUAGAAGAAAAUUUAUGCGAGAAUGCCAAAAAAUUAGGCAACAUUUUAAUGGAGGAUUUAAAAAAAUUACCAAAAGAACUUGUUUGCGAAGUUAGAGGGAAAGGAUUGAUGUGUGCUAUCGUUAUUAACGAAAAACUUGGAUUUACAGCCACCGAUGUUUGUAUUAAACUAAGAGAUAACGGCCUUUUAGCUAAACCAACUCACGGAGAUAUCAUCCGAUUAGCACCGCCUUUAGUGAUGACGGAAGCUCAAUUAAAAAUUUGCACCAAUAUUCUAUUAAAAACUAUAAAUUCAUUUAGAAUUUAAAAACCAAGUUUUAGUACCAAGAAAAUAAAGUAUAUAUAUAAUAGAUCUUAUUUACCAAGUAAACUUUCCUAAGUAAUUCACACCUUUAUUGCAAAAUACGUAUUGCAUUUCGCAGUGUUGACCUAUUUGAAUCG
Onthophagus taurus is the source of this 1592-nucleotide messenger RNA. Its product is annotated as ornithine aminotransferase, mitochondrial-like. Gene Ontology annotation, cellular component: cytoplasm. Gene Ontology annotation, molecular function: identical protein binding; pyridoxal phosphate binding; L-ornithine transaminase activity. Lineage: Eukaryota; Metazoa; Arthropoda; Insecta; Coleoptera; Scarabaeidae. The record is from RefSeq and is a predicted model, not a curated record.